Messenger RNA from Hyaloscypha bicolor E, 1466 nucleotides. RefSeq lists its product as uncharacterized. The coding region runs from base 1 to 1257 and encodes 418 amino acids. Lineage: Eukaryota; Fungi; Ascomycota; Leotiomycetes; Helotiales; Hyaloscyphaceae. The record is from RefSeq and is a predicted model, not a curated record. The transcript has 7 exons.
AUGGCUGUUCCGGGAAAAAUGGAGAAGAGUCCGCAGGACCACUGGUGGAAUUUAAGAGACUCGCAGCAGGGCAGACAUCAUCAUAGACAAGCGCAAAGAGAUAGCAGCCCAAGUUCCACCGAGGCUGCAGCCUCUUCCUUGACCGCAGUCGACAGCGCAGUGAUAACCGACGGCGUAGUCACGACUGAAAAUGGAGCAGCGUACACCACCGAAUAUAUCACGCUGCAGAGUGGUGAUACGUCUGAUUUUGGAUCCGCCUACACGACGAUAUACUUUGAUCUAACAGCUUCUGAUUCAGCAGAGUCCCGUUCUCAUCACAGUCGCCACCAUACCCAUACUCGCAAACAGCACAUUUCUCUUACUUCUUCUAUAGUCUGCUCAGCAACAACUAGUACUGUCACAGUAACGACCUCCGUGACUGUCUCGACAUAUGCUUCUUCGAUCCAGUCGUAUAAUUCAACUCCAAUGGGAUAUAAUUCGUCUAUCACCACACAAACGUCAAGCCAAGGAUUUCCAUCUUCCACCGCAAACAUUACUUCAGCAGCAACCACUUCCGAUUCGGCAUCUUCCGCCCUAUCCGCAUCCUCAUUGGUUUCUUCUGGAUUGGCAUCUUCAGCAGCAGCUUCCUUCACAUCCUCUUCCUCUCCGCCGCCAUCUUCUGAAGCAGCGAACUCUGGAGCACUCGCUUCUGGAACAACAAGAUCUUCUGAACUUGCAGGCACUUCUACGAGUACUCCAAGUGCUGAACAUCACACCAGACACCGCACAACCGUAACUAGACAUCGCCACCGCACCCAGUCUCCCUCAUCGUCUAUAACGACAAGCGUCUGGGUUUCCGCAUCUCCGGUUUCAGUUGCGAGCGGAACAUCAGACUUACACCCAUCUGCGACCAUCACACCAACGACGACAGUAACAGGGGGCAGCAUCAUACCAACUGGAACCCCGAAUGUGAAUGCUAGACAUUGCGGCGUUCACGGUCUGCCUAAUGGCGAUUACUUCAUCGCGGAGUACAUUGAUAAUAGCAACGACGUACAUGUCACUCUCCUGGGCUGCUACGAGUUCUGCUUGGGCUCAAAUGCUGCCACAGGUGGCUGCAUGGCCUACCAAUUCUACCCUGAUCUAGACCUAGAUAUGGAAGGAACGGAAACACGCUGCAAGCUCUAUGGCGCCAGUGUAGCAGACAGUUUGAUGGAAUUCAGCUAUGUGCCAAAUGUGUGGUACGAUCUGGGCUGCGGAAACCCUAUGGUCUCGCACUAGGGAUCAGUUCUCAAGAAGAGGCUUUCGAAGGGCGAUUUAGAUGUUUGGCGGUGGCGCGCGCAACUAUGUUGAUAGAAUUAAUGGUAGUCAGGGCUUCCUUUUUAUUUUGCAUCUGGUUUUGAAAGGGGAAGAAGGAACGUUUGCGUUGCAUCUAGAUUUGGAGAGGAGAUGGAAAUACACAAGCCACGAGUCUUAUACAUCAAUCGUUU